UCAUUUGAUUCAGCCAGAGAGGAUCUUUUUAGGUCUUCACAAUGGAAUCCAGAACUCAAGACCUGCACUCCAAGAGUCCAAACAACCAAAACCCCUGAUAGGAAUAUCUGUGCCUGCAGACCUCCUGUGAGGAAAAAUGCUCAGAUGUGGAGGAGAAAGCAAAGGAUGAAAAAAUGUAAGACAAUUUCUUCCCCCUCAGUUGAUUACCAAGUUGAAACAGGGAAGUGGUCUGUUUGCAUGGAGAUUGCCAGGAAGGGUCUGAAUCCAAGACAGAGAAGGAGAAUUCUCCAGAAAAGGAACAGGAAAGCACAGACAGCUUGGCCUGGCUGUCAGAUUCAAAAAGCAACUGUGAUGAAGAGUCCCCCAAAGUGGAGAAACCGCUCCUGGGAUUGCAUCCCCAAAGGAACAGGGACCUCCCCUGCUGAAGGACACAAUGAACACUACUCAAAAAUCAGAAAAAGAAAGACUCCAGAUGGUGGCCAUGAAAGCCACAAAUAUCCCAGAUGGAGGCCCUGCACACCCAAGAGAAGGUUGACUGGACACAGGCAGAGGUCCCAGUCACUCAGGCCCACAGCCUCCCAGCCACCUCCUCUGAGAAAAAGCCUGGUGUCUUCACUGAGCUUCAUGUCAGAAGCCACCUAUGAGAGGCUGACCCAGCUGCCUCAGGAGGCCCAGUACAUGCUGGCCCAGCUGCAGGCUCCCCUGUGGACGCUGAUGCACAGCUGCUAUGCCAUGGCCUCCCAGGCAGCCUAAUCCAUCUCUGCAGAGGGCUGGCUCCUGCCUGUGGCCUGUUCAACAGAGCCCACCCAGGAUGGAAGAGGAGAGCAGCACCUCUAUGAGAAGUGUUCCAAGGAUGUGAGGGCAGCCAGGUCAUGACGUCUCAAACACUGUUGCUGACCAGGGUUCAUUUGGCUCCUCUGGCUGGCUAAGCAGGUCCCCAUCCCCCUCACUACUCCCAUGUGCAUC
Molecule: messenger RNA, 966 nt
Organism: Erinaceus europaeus (western European hedgehog)
Lineage: Eukaryota; Metazoa; Chordata; Mammalia; Eulipotyphla; Erinaceidae
Product: protein FRG2-like-1
Exons: 4
Coding region: 145-753 (202 amino acids)
Source: RefSeq, a predicted model, not a curated record